Drosophila nasuta is the source of this 2319-nucleotide messenger RNA. Its product is annotated as transcription factor SPT20 homolog. The transcript is spliced from 5 exons. The record is from RefSeq and is a predicted model, not a curated record. Bases 1 to 2313 code for a protein of 770 amino acids. Lineage: Eukaryota; Metazoa; Arthropoda; Insecta; Diptera; Drosophilidae.
AUGAAUUUGUCAGUCGCAUUGUUGGCGCUCGUCGCCGUCUGUUGCUCCUGUGGACCAGCAACAGCAGACAUAUCGCUGAAGCAAUCGCCUCGCUUCGAGGAGAGCAGCUAUGGAAAUUCGCGUUAUCAGAUCUUUGAGCAUGAUUUCCAACGCAAGCAACCGUUGCGCCUGCAACCAGCUGUCUCUUACCGUGCAGCCGGCUAUUUGCCGCCCACAGUUGCCACGCCCAGCGCACAGCAACAGCAACAGAUUUAUCAAACUGCUGUUAGCUCCAGUUUGAGUUCGACUGCACCACAGCAAUUCACUCAGCAGGCACAAAGCUAUCAGGCACCUGGCUAUUUGCCACCCACCGGCAGCAACAUCGAGCAGCAACAGCAACAGGUGCAACAGCAACAGGUACAUGUGCAACACCAACAACAACAGUUGCAAUUGCAACAGCAACAGCAGCAACAACAACUCAUCAGCAAGCCUACCUACAGAGGCAAUGACUAUUUGCCGCCAACAACCAGCAGCACAACAACAGCAACCAGCGCCACAGCAACAGCUGCAGCCAUUCCCAGCUACGCACAACAGCAACAGUCUCAAGUCUAUCGCGCUCCUCCCUAUUUGCCACCCCAGCAGCAGCAGCGCCAGCAGCGCCAGCAGCCACAGCAUUGUCAGCGGCAGCAGCAGCUCAAGUCACAACCACAACAGGUACAACAGCAACAACAGCAAGUGCAAGCAACAGCCACGGCAACAGCAACCGAGUAUCAGGCGCCUGGUUAUCUGCCACCUGGCUACGAGUUUGCCAAUCCCGAUCAGUUGCCAUUGGCGCCUGUGCAGACGGUUGCUGCCGUGCAGCAGCAGCCAGCAGUUGGCGAAUAUCGUGCACCAGAUUAUUUGCCACCCAGCUACGACGAGGUCAAGCAACAACCACAGCCACAACCACAACAGCAGCAGCAGCCACAGAUUGUGUAUCAGCAGCAGCCACAGCAAGUGCAGCAGCAACAGGUUGCAGUUCAGCAGCAACAAGUGCAAGUUCAGCAGCAACAACAAGUGCAAGUGCAACAGCAACAAGUGCAAGUGCAACAGCAACAAGUCCAGGUACAGCAGCAACACGUUCCGACUCAGCAGCAACAAGUGCAACUGGUGCAACAGCAACCACAGAUCACUCAUCCUGGCGCCUUGCCCGAAGGCUACGAGUUCACCAAGCCCGAAAACUUUGAGGCCGCCAUUGCCGAGCUGCACAGCCUGCAAACGCAAACGAAAUUGCUGAAACAGCAGCAGCAACAGCAGCAAUUGCAGCUGCAGCAACAACAGUUGCAACUGCAGCAGCAGCAGCAGCAGCAGCAGCGUCAACAGCAGCAGCAACCACGACAUGUUGGUGCCGUGCAAGGCAGCAACAUUAUCUACGGCGCACCCAAACAGCAGCAGCAACCAACAACCGCCACGCUGACAACAGCAGCGCCUGUUGCACGUCCCAUUGCGGUUGCUGCCCCCGCCCCCGUGGCUGCUCCAUUGCCAGCGCCACCUACAACACAACACACACACAUACACACGCUGCGCAGCUACAUGAACACGGUGCAGCCAUUGGCACGCUACGGCCAACCACAGCCACAGCAGCAGCCACGUGUAGUGGCACAGCAGCAGCAACCACAAAUCAUUGAAGUUGCGCCCAUGUAUCGCGAGCAAUCGAAGCGACCACGUUUCUAUGCGCCAGCCAUGUCUUAUGCACGCAAUGCGUUGCCCACGCAAUACCAUCAGCAUCAUCACAUUCAUCACGUCCAACAACAGCAGCAGCAGCAACAUCGUCAAGUGCAACAGCAACGCGCUACGCUCAACUUCCAGGCGCAGCAAUCGCUGCAAAAGUUCAUGCCACGCGAAAUGCAAAUGGCCGUCAAUGUGGCUGUUGCUGCCGCAGCGAAUGUGCCACGUGGCAGCUCUCGAGUGCGAACGGUGCAAAUCGUGAAGCCGCAUGCAGUGCGUACGUUCAAGGUGCUCGAAACUUUGGAUGCUGCUGGCGUGAAGACGAUUAAAAUCUUGGGCACCAGCAACGAGCAGCCAAGGGGGCAACAUCACAUUGUCAAGGUGGUGACACAAGAUGCGCACAACGGUGUCGAGAAUCAUGUGCAGACCGUCAAGAUCUACGACGAUCAGCAGGAGUAUGUGCCACCCCAACAGCAACCACAGCAACCACAGCAGCCACAGCAACAACAAGCGCAGUCAACGACACGCGGCUACUUGCCACCAACGGCGGCACGUCCACGAACGCGCAUCGUGCGUGAGGCAAGCAAAGUGCGAACGCUGCGUUUGCUGCCUGUGGCCAGGCAUUAAAUUUAA